AAAUAAGUUCCAAUGCAUCUGGGUUGCAUUUGUGGUCUGAAGACAUCAUUACAAACAGUUACAAACAGAAACAAGGCUGCAUGCCUGAAGCGACAAUAGUUAGUAACGAUCAUUGUAAGUGUUAACUUUUAAGAAGAAAAUGAGCCUCUGUACGACUCUAUCGUUUUGCAUUACCUUUGUAUGUUUGGGACAGUCGCUACAAUUUAGCUGCUCUUCCGAGCCGAAAUGCACAUGUUAUUACGAAAGAGGGAUGCUGAGCGUCAAUUGUAGCUCGCUUAACCUAACUCACUCACCAAAUUUUCAACAAAAUGUUAGAUGCAUCUAUCUAAACAACAACCGUCUUACGGAAAUACCUACUGAUAUGCCGCAAGCGAUCGUGCGGCUAGAUAUAAGCGAUAAUAAUAUCCGAGAUCCAAAAAAGGCAAGUCUGUCAAGAUACAAACAUUUGGAGUGGUUAAACCUUGAACGUAAUUGUUUAUGGCAAAAAUACAAGGAAUGGCCAUCACGCUUUUUCGAGAACCUGUCAAAACUUGAUACUCUUCUCAUGAAGGAUAAUUGUUCGGAAACAUCUUAUUAUACGAUCAAGGAGAUGAGGUACUCUAAAGAAUGCUUUUACGGGCUCUCUUCAUUACGGCAUAUUGAACUCGACGGAUUAGGUGGCCAAAACUUUGGAGAAGCAUUCGAAGCAAAUAAUUCCAUUCAAUUUCUUACAUUUACGCCAAAUAAUGGUCGUUGUGCUCUGAAUAGCAUCAAGAGUAAAACAUUCCAAAUUUUCAAAUGUUUGAAAAAUCUAACAUUAGUUAACUGUAAUAUCAUGUUCAUCAAGAAAGGAGCUCUUUCACACUUAAAUGAUCUCGUAUCUCUGGACAUUUCAGAAAACCAGGAGCUUACGCUAUCAGUAUUAACCAAUAUCACCUUUGAUCUGCAGAAUUCAACAAUCCAGACUCUCUUUGCAAAUAGUCUUCAUUGUAACGUCGGACUUUCUCUGCUAUUAAGUAUAAACCAUAUCAAAUAUCUUAGAAAUACUUCUUUAAAAGAGUUGUCCUUGGGAAGUAAUAGGAUAGGUAUCAUAGAACAUCUACUCACGACAUACCUUCCUAAGUCUUUAAGAUAUAUAAAUAUUGAUGAUAAUCCACUUAUAUUCGGGCUCUAUGUUGUAGAAGGCGACUUUCUUACAAAUUUAGAAAGGUUAAGCUUUAACCAAAAUGAGAGAAAAGAAAGGCGAAGAAUAGGUUGUAAUUUUAAUUCUAACAGUUGUGACAACAAAGGUGAUAUAAGAGUCGAUGAAACGUUAAAUAGAGUGUAUAGAAAAUACCAAUUACCCCCAAAACUAAAAUAUUUAAGCAUGGCUAAUAGGAAAAUAUAUUUUCCUUUGAUACAUAAAAUUGGACUUAGAACAAACAACUCACUAACACAUCUGCAUGUUCAAGGAAAUCUUAUAUAUGAUAUACAGGGAGUUAGUGGGCUUCAACAUCUAGAAUAUCUUGAUCUGUCAAAUAACUUCUGCUUUAACAUUACCAAACAAGUAUUUCAAGAUAUGACCGGCUUGUUAUUUCUGAAUUUAUCCAAAAAUCUGUUAGGAAAGGAAUUACAGCGACAACAUAAAGAGCAUGUAUUUGACCAUCUCCAUAAUCUAAAGAUACUGGAUCUGUCAUAUAACUCGAUAACUCUAUUGCAAAAAGAUUUUUUUGCCUCGGUGUCAAACAUAGAACACCUCAACUUGAGUAAUAAUGAAUUAGAGAGUGUCACCUUUGACUUGUCAGCUGCAUUAAAAUUGCGUAGCAUAGAUUUGUCUUCAAAUAAAAUUGUAAUGUUGGACUCCAAAUCGAUGGACUUUUUAGAUGCCUCUAGGGAGAAACAGCUCUCUAUCCAGAUGUCAAACAACCCAUUACAGUGUACAUGCCGAAGCCUGGAGUUCCUAAAAUGGAUGAAAGUAUCGGCCAACAAAAACUUCGUUGAUGGAGAAAAAUGCACAUGCGUAUUCACAAACGGAAAAAAGAUCGAAAUGCGCAAUUUGGCCAAUAUAAUCUGGUCUUUAGAACGUCAAUGUGCUUCAUUUACAACAACAAUAGUCAUAGUAACCAUUAUUUUACUGGUCACAAUCAUUCUUAUAUCAUUUGCAAUAGUGUAUAGGUAUAGAUGGAAACUGCGAUAUUUGUAUUAUGCCGGUAAGAGAAGUUAUAGAGGAUAUUCAAGAAUCUUAGAAACGGGGAGAGAGUAUCAAUUUGAUGCUUUCAUUUCGUACGCUGAAAGUGAAAGAGCAGAGUUUAUACCAACUAUUUUGAAGCUAGAAAAGGAAAACAAUUUCAAAUUCUGUAUUCACAGUCGUGACUUUAUAAUUGGUGUUAAUAUAGCAGAAAACAUAACUAAUGCAAUUCAUAACAGCAAGCGUUCUGUCUGCUUUCUGAGUAAAGCUUUUUUGGAAUCUGAAUUUUGCAUAUAUGAAGCCCAGAUGGCUCGAAUGGAAAGUAUUUACAGAGGAGGAGAAACAACAUUAUUUGUUGUUCUUGUGGACAAAGAUCUUGGAGUUGUCUUGCCACAAUUUCUGAAAGAUGUAAUAAAAGAACAAACAUAUCUUGAAUAUGAUAAACAAAUUUCAGAGGAAUUUUGGAAUGCCCUGACUCAAGCAUUUAUAGAAAUGUAGAGAAAAUUCGUACUUGGAACAGCAAGGCUUAAAAAUAUUAACACCUGAAUCUUUCUACGGCAACUAAACUUAUUUUAAUACCGGCUAAAGAAAAUUAAACAGUCAGUUACUUAUAUCUGCAAACGAGAUAAAAUAUCAAAUAUUUUCCCGAUGCCCAAUUUGAAUUUAAUA
Molecule: messenger RNA, 2815 nt
Organism: Saccostrea cuccullata (small rock oyster)
Lineage: Eukaryota; Metazoa; Mollusca; Bivalvia; Ostreida; Ostreidae
Product: toll-like receptor 4
Exons: 3
Coding region: 140-2644 (834 amino acids)
Biological process (GO): immune response; inflammatory response; toll-like receptor signaling pathway
Cellular component (GO): plasma membrane
Molecular function (GO): protein binding; transmembrane signaling receptor activity
Source: RefSeq, a predicted model, not a curated record